GCCACUCUCAUCACAGAUCCUCCGCUUCACAGAGAGCAGAGCAGGAGACACUUGAGUACUCCUCCACCUGGAGACGUCCAGCGCGGUGCACAGAUAGGAUACUUUCCCAGCAGGACACAGCCGCUACCAGCUCACACUGUCGCUCCUCUUGCUGUAAAAUAGAGCUGCAGUCUUCUCGGGAUAAAAACCAGCAUUGAUUCAUGAGCAGCGUCGCAGCGAAACGGGGACAAACGCCGGGGGACAGGAGCGGCGAGCGGCCGAGGAGGUAAACGCUCAGUCGGCGUAGGUGGAGGCAGUCAGCACCCUGGCUAUCAUGCUGUGGAAGCGUGACAGACUGUUGGAUGAAUGAGAAGGAUCAUUAGUGUCACUGCCACCUCUUUGCUGCACCAUAGCAGAGGUGUGUAGGCCAGGCUGUGCUCAAGUUCACCUGCAAAGAGAGAAAAACUUUAGGUUUCUGAGGAUGCAACAGUAACUGAUAAGGUGCAGACGGCAAUACUCCAAAGAUCUCAUUUGUCUGUGAUGAGCAUUCCCAUCCACCAGAGACCAAAGGUACGGACCACUUCCAUUGUUCCCUCUGAGAGGAAGUGGAAAUGAUGUCACGCCAUCAUCAUCGCUUUGAGAGAGACUUUAGGGGACCCUGGGAGAGGAGAGACAUCUGUCCUCCAGUCCUCCACAAUGGAGGAGCUAAUCACAGCUGUGCCUCUGCCAUCAUUAAUGGGAACAACCGCCCAGGGCUCCUUCCUCUCCCUGUCACCCCCUCCCUCCUUCCCACGCCGAUAACAGUUGCUGUGACGACAUCAAGCAGCAAUAUAGCCAUUAAGCGUGGCACGACAACAGCAGGAUCGGUGGUCCCGUCCUCGAUCAAGGUCUCAGGUGUGUCUCCCGUUGACACCCAGAGCUCAGGUCUGCUGAUGACUCCAGGGGUGAGGUGGGGACAGACGCCCAUUAACCAGCUCACACCUUGGGAUACAGAUGAGCCGCCUGCCAAGCAGCAUCGAGACAGCGAGCCCAGCGGUCCAACCUGGUCUGCACCAGGAGCAGCAGUGAGUCAGCCCAGCCUCCUGCCCCAUACCUACACCCUCCCCCAGCCGCCCUCCUUCAACCACAGUGUGACUGCACAGUCGCCCAUCAUAGGAGUAACCCCACCCAUCCAGACACCCAUUCCCCCACAGCACCCUCUCAUGACGGCCCACUUCCAGCUGACACCACAAUCUACCCAGCAGCCGCCCCUGAUGGUUCCAAGCAUGCCGGGUCAGUCUCCCUACCCCUCUGCUCAGCCCACCAUUGCAUUGUCAGCCCUUACUGCCAGAACCAACCAGGUGGUUCACCCAAACCCUCACAGUGUGAUCAGCAACGGACACUUACCCUCUCACCCUGGCCUAAUCCAGCCCCCUGCCAUGCCUCCGACCAAUGGACAGGCAGCAGCAACAACACAGGAUCUGUUUACAGCUGCAGCUAAUCAGGACGGUCCAAAUGGGCUGCAGAUGCUGCGAACAGUAGGGAGGGGAAAGUACGAGUUCAGCGACCCAGGACAUCCUAAAGAGAUGUUGAAGGAGUUGAACCAGCAGCGCAGAGAGAAAGAGUUUACAGACCUGAAAAUAAUAGUUGAAGGCAAAGAGUUUGAAGUCCACCAAAAUGUUCUAGCUUCCUGCAGCUUGUAUUUCAAGGACCUGGUGAAAAGGUCAUCAAAGGAGGCAAAGAGCGGGGAGAUGCUGGAGCUGAACAUGAGCAACAUCAGCGCCGACGUGCUGGAGCAGCUGCUCGAGUUCGUCUACACGGGAUCACUGAUCAUUGACUCGGCCAAUGCCAAAACGCUGCUGGAGGCCGCCAACAAGUUCCAGUUCAAUACCUUCUGCAAAGUCUGUGUCUCCUUCCUAGAGAAACAGCUGACUGCAGCUAACUGUCUGGGAGUGCUGGCUAUGGCUGAAGCCAUGAGUUGUACUGAGCUCCAUAACAUGGCCAAAGCCUUUGCACUGCAGAACUUCCCUGAGGUGGCGGGACAGGCAGAGAUUCUGAGUGUGUCCAAGGAUGAUCUGGUGUCUUACUUGUCCAACGACAGCCUCAACACCAAGGCUGAGGAGCUGGUCUACGAGACGGUCAUCAAAUGGAUCAGACAAGAGCCAGACUCCAGAGUGGAGGAUUUGUCAGAGCUGCUGGCAGUGGUGCGGCUUCCCUUCAUCCACCCGUCCUACCUGCUCAAUGUUGUGGAUAACGAGGAGCUGAUCAAAUCAUCAGAGGCGUGUCGGGAUCUGGUCAAUGAGGCCAAGCGCUAUCACAUGCUGCCCCAUGCACGACAGGAGAUGCAGACGCCGAGGACUCGGCCCAGGCUAUCUGCUGGUGUAGCAGAAGUGAUUGUUCUUGUUGGAGGGCGUCAGUCGAUCGGGAUGAACCAGCGCUCCCUGACAGCAGUCACCUGUUUCAACCCUCAGAACAGUAAGUGGUACCCACUGGCCAGCCUGCCCUUCUACGACCGAGACUUCUUCAGUGUCAUCUCAGCUGGAGACAACAUCUACCUGUCAGGAGGCACAGAGAGUGGUGUGAUGGUGGCUGACGUUUGGUGCUACAUGUCUCUGCUGGACAACUGGAACCUGGUAUCCCGGAUGACGGUGGCUCGCUGCAGACACAACAGCCUGGUGUACGAUGGAAAGCUGUACACCAUUGGAGGACUAGGAGUAUCAGGGAACCUGGACCACGUGGAGAGGUAUGACACAAUCACCAACCAGUGGGAGACGGUCGCUCCUCUUCCUAAGCCGGUCCAUUCUGCAGCAGCUACAGUGUGUGGAGGGAAGGUCUAUGUAUUUGGAGGAGUGAAUGAAGCUGGACGCUCAGCAGGGGUCCUCCAGUCUUACGUACCACAGAGCAACACCUGGAGCUUCAUUGAAUCACCUAUGAUAGAUAACAAAUACGCUCCUGCAGUGAGUCUGAAUGGUUUAAUAUUCAUCCUGGGAGGAGCUUAUGCUCGAGCCACCACCAUCUAUGACCCAGACAAAGGAAACAUCAAGGCUGGUCCCAACAUGAAUCACUCUCGACAGUUCUGCAGCGCUGUGAUCCUAGACGGGAAGAUCUACGCCACAGGAGGCAUCGUGAGCAGCGAGGGUCCCGCUCUGGGCAACAUGGAGACCUUUGACCCCAACACCAACACAUGGACGCUCCUGCAGUCCCUGCCCUGUCCGCUCUUCAGACACGGCUGUGUGGUCAUCAAGAAGUACAUCCAGAGCAGCUGAGAGUGGCUGGGACUCAAUCAGACUGGGUUCAGUGCCAAAAUCUCGCUGAGCUCUGAUAUAAGGACGUGUUUGACAGCUGCUUUGGGUCAAGGUUGGACUUGAUGCCAGCAUCUUCCAGCCCUUCUCCUGUCCCAGCCUUCAAAGAUCCCUGUGCAGAAUGUACUCAUGCUCAGCUACUCAGCCAUGUCACAUAAAGAUGCCUAGUGUCUGUACUGUAUGUGUCAUGGUUGUAGUUCAUCCUCCACCCAACAGGCACAGGGACUGUCUUGAUUAACUUCUUAUUUCAUUUGUUUGUUUUAAACCUCUUUGAAAGCCAUGCAGGGUAAAAUGUCUGUCAUUUUUGAAUGUUUUGUCCAACAAGUGAAGGUUUCGGAGUCAAAUGCCUAGAGAGCAGAGUUUCUUUUCUAUGUUUUAACACUUUUCAUUAAACCUCAAGUAAAGGAUAUGUUGUUUUCCCCCUUUUUAUUUGAAAUAAAAAAUCUCUUCUCUUCACUUUGUUAGGAAGUGGAAUUCCACUGAGUGAAUUUGAGUUUUUCAAAAGAUGUUUUAGCUCUGUAUCACACAGUUCUUUUGACUUGUCUGACUGUGUCCAUAAAUAUUGGACUGGUGGGGUUUAAAUGGAAAGAAAAAAUAAUUUUCUUUGUCAAUCAUGUCUGAUUUUGAAAUUAUCUUGUAGUUUGUUAUUCCUUCAUGUGGUGUCUACACUCUGCUCUUGGGACAAAGAGGUUGUAUAGAGAGAUAAACAGUUUCUAAAGCGAAAAAGCACAAUAACCAUCCGUUGUAUGACUUUUCUGUUGAUUCAUGCUUUAUUCAAUAUAUCACUUUCCCCCAUAUUUUCUUUUUUUCCUAUAUAGUGUUUUAUCACACCCCACAAAGUGAGUUGGGUUUUUAUUCUGUAAAUACAGGAAGUAUAUAUAAAAACCUGAAUGAAGCUCUGUAUAAAUGUUUUAUAACAGAAGAAAAUAUUGUAAAUAUGUUUUUAGAGAUAAAAGUUCAUUACAGGUAUAACUUACACUGAGGUUACAGUUGUGAACAGAAGAUUUAAAAACAGAACAGAAAGACUGUGUAGACUAAAUAA
This is a messenger RNA of Cheilinus undulatus (humphead wrasse), 4302 nucleotides long. RefSeq names its product kelch-like protein 29. Lineage: Eukaryota; Metazoa; Chordata; Actinopteri; Labriformes; Labridae. The transcript has 15 exons. The coding region runs from base 591 to 3224 and encodes 877 amino acids. Gene Ontology annotation, molecular function: protein binding. The record is from RefSeq and is a predicted model, not a curated record.